CUAACUACAAACCCAGCGCACGUUAUAGACGUUCAAGGCAAAGCCAAGGCCUACUUUACAUUCUUGCGAAACAACUGAAAAGCUCUGCGCCAACUUGAUUCGAUGUGCAGAAAUCGCGCGCGUUGGUCCCAGAUGAUAAGAAAUUCGAGAUAAAACGUUCGCUCGGCCUGAAUUCGUGUAAGGCUCUCCUAGCCGUAUGAUCAGUUGUACUAAUGGAUAUCAUGUGGGCGCUAUCGAGCUUUUCCGUUAUCGUGUGCAAUGUUAUUUUAAACGUUCGUCACAUAACCCACUAACUGAUAAGGAACUAUAGGUACUCCAGAUAAGAUACUACCUGUAUGACAACAGUGUUUUGUUUCAAAUAAUCGUAGUUGAAAUGGAUGAAAAGUCCGUUAUCCGGGAAUUUGAUGUGCUCAAGGAGGGGUUCAAGGAGGAGAAUUUGGAGAUAAUGUAAAAACAAGGAAUUUAGUUUUUCUACUAAUAACGCAUUUGUUUAUGGAGCAAUGAAGUAUGAAUUCGUUUUCUAAAGGUAUUUAGCUCCAACUCCAAUUUGUUAGACGCCUGGUGCCGCUGGCCAAGCACUUGGGGCCAGAGCUAACCAGGACCGAAUUGCUUCCCUUCCUUCGUGAUCACAUGGACUACCAUGACGAGAUCCUCCUGAACGUCUCCGAUCAAUUAGAGCAGUUCAUCCCGUUGGUCGGUGGCUAUGAGCAUGCGCAGUGCCUUUUGGACAUUUUGGUCAAACUGUGCGACGUCGAUGAGACGGUGGUCAGGGAGAAGGCUGUAGCGAGCAUGAACCAGAUUGUAAGGAAUAUGGAUACUGAGAUGAUACAGAAGGUGUUCUUGCCUGUGGUCGAAGCGAUGUCCAAUGAAGAGUGGUUCACUGGGAAAUGCUCGGCCACUGGACUUUUUGCGGUAGUAUAUCCACACGCUAGUGAGGAAAAAAAGGCAGAUUUGAGGAACAUUUACAAGAUCCUAAUUCAGGAUGAUUCACCGAUAGUGAGAAGAGCUGCAGCAAUCAACCUUCUAGACCUCAUAGAGUUGAUGGACCCUCAACACCUCAAAGACCAAAUUGUACCUGUUUUGGACAUCCUGGCAAAAGACUCUAUAGAUGCUGUCCGAGUUCUCGCAGUAGAAGUAGCUCUGGCGCUGUGCAGAAAAUUAACCGAAAACGACAUAGAAGAACUCGUAUUCAAAUCAAUAGAAAGCUGGUCGGAAGACCUAUAUUGGACACUGCGUCAAAAGCUAGCCAUCAAUAUAGCUGACUUACAAGUCGCCAUACCUUUCGGAAAAACUAGAGGCAAGAUACUUGCUAUGUACCAAAAACUGCUUAGAGACUUCGAGGCAAACGUUAGGAAGCAAGCUGUCAAAAGCCUGGGAGAUUAUUGUCAGUCUUUGAAGAAUACCUACCAAUCUCAACCCAAGCAAGAAGAUAACUUUGAACCAGUGUUCGUUCAAAGCAUCUUACCUCAUAUUAAAGCUCUUUCUUCAGAUCACAAUGAUGAAGUUAGAGCCGUCUUAUCCUCCACUUUGAUUUCUCUAAUAUCCGUCUUAUCGGAAGAUUGUUUCAAACAGCACGUUCUACCUUUGAUAGUGGAAAUGUUAGAGACGGAUACUUCUCCACAGAUUCAAGCUAACAUCCUGAAGAAUCUGAACUUUUUACCUGCUACCAUGGAUCUUACUAGACCAUUUCACUCGUUGAAAGGUGUGUUAAGGUCACUGAUCGCCAACUCAAGUACUCAUUGGAGAACAAGGAGGUGCCUUCUUGUAGGUUUCAUGCAUAUCGCUAAAGUUACAGACAAAGAAUACUUCGAAGAAAAUCUUAAAGUUUACUAUGCAGCUUUGCUAGGUGAUAAAGUUUUUGCCAUAAGAAGAACCGCACCUGCGAUUCUUCCUCUUCUAGUCAAGUAUUUCGGUAUAAAUUGGACUACCGAGCAUAUUAUACCUUACUUCAAUAUGUUCAGGAAAGAUGUGAAUUAUCUCUAUCGCUACGUACCUUUAUUUGGUAUCAAGGAGCUGAUAUCGCCAUCUGUAGAUACUCACGAUAAACAGUAUUUAAAAGGAUUUCAGUCUUUAGUUCAAACUGGGAAUAAGAACGCGGCACGGAUCUUGGCAAAGAUAAAUUUGAUGGUGGACAAACUCCAGUCAAAGUUGGAAGAACCUGCUUGUAAAGACAUUGUUUCUUUAAAAGAAAGUAUAAUAUUCGACUUCAAAGACGAUAACGUGGGGCUAUACGCUGAAGAUACCUUAGACAUUAUUCAAGAAUACCAUAAUUGUGAUAUCUUCAACGUAACAGAAAAAGAUGUUGAGGAGGAUAAUGUAUAUAUCAAAGGCUUAUUACAAAUCAUAUAUACACGGUUUUUUAACCUAGUACUUAAUCUGUUUGAAGAUCCUAUAGUUAAUAUACAGAUACGUUCUAUAUUUAUACUUACAAAAAUUAGAGAAUUAGUUGAUACAUUGCGUAAAGAACUCGAGCAAGAUUUUGUGAAGACUUGCUUGAAGGCGUUAAGUGAAGAAGAGAUGGAAGCGAUAUCUAAGGAGGUUGAAGAGGAGAUGCAGAUCAAAAAAGAUGAAAGCACUAGUGAACAUUUUGUGGGAAGUGACGAUAGUUUGAACGUUAAGUGAAGAAGAGAUGGAAGCGAUAUCUAAGGAGGUUGAAGAGGAGAUGCAGAUCAAAAAAGAUGAAAGCACUAGUGAACAUUUUGUGGGAAGUGACGAUAGUUUGAACGUACAAAGUAGGAGAGAGAGCGCAAAAGGUGCAGAACGACAAAGUGUGAACAACGAAGCAAGCCAAACUAAGAUACCAGAUAUAGUUGUAGAUUCAGACCAUUGUACAGAAAAAUUAGGCAAGCUGACCAUAGAAGACAAAAAAGAAGACACGGAAGAGACUGAGUUGAAAGAAUAAUCAAUACUGUGUGUUGGGUAAAAUGAUGUGUAAUUUAUAAAUAUAACUACUGUUUGUAA
Acanthoscelides obtectus is the source of this 2961-nucleotide messenger RNA. The record is from the annotation of a GenBank genome assembly. NCBI's taxonomy places the organism in Eukaryota, Metazoa, Arthropoda, Insecta, Coleoptera, Chrysomelidae.